ACAAAAGCGGUUUACCUCAUCACGCAUUAACAAUUAAAGUUUCCCUUCCGUAGAAGAUAACCAGCUCCUUUGAAGUUUCAUUGGCUAGCUGCUGAAGGAGAAGCAAUUGGGAUGCAUCAAAUUAUCGUUAUUUUAUCUUUUGGUUUAUGAUGGAUUCCUUUCCGAAUCUUCGCCGAAGGUCAUAAUGGCGGCUGAUCCGUAAUACAUCUAGCAUGGCGGGGUCUAAAUCACCACUCGCGUUCCCUUCUCUUCAAAAGUACACAAGGAAGCGACAAUUAUUCGCCAAAAAUGGAUUUUACCUCGCUAUAAAUUCGACGGGAGAGGUCACGGGAACAAGCGACGGCAGUUGUUUAUACGGUAAGAAAACAGGAAAUUUGGGACUUGCAUAAUUACGUUCCAUAUUGUUUAUAGUGUUUCUAAGAUAUUUUUGGUAACAAAUAUUGCAUUUUCUUUUUAAAACGUUGAUUAAGCCUAGUCGUGUCGUCGCUUUUUUAGGCAUGUUACCACAUCUACAACCACAGUCGGUACCGAUUAAAAUAUUUCCAAAACGAAAAAAGGUGUAUGAUUUUAAUAUUUCAACUGCCCAUAGUCUUCAGUUUCUCUUUGGCGUCAACAGCAAAAAAUCAAAACAAAUUAGGCAGGCGUUUUUCAGUCUCUAGAGUUUUCAAUCUCUCAGAGUUUCAACAACGCUGAAGAUGCUCUCCGAUUUAACGUCUUUAACAAUAAUUAUACGAGCUUGCUAAAAAUACCGUGUGAUAAAAGCAAGAGCAUGUAAAUUUAGAGCCAACUUAACUUUGUAUAAAAGCCCAAAAUCUUGACUCUUGCAAUCAGACAUGGGAGAGACCCUUACGAAUUCAGUAAUAUAGAUUUGCAAAUUUAUUUCACAUGUUAUGUGGCUUUCGGUUGAUGUUGAUUACUUGGGGAUCUACUUUGCCCUUGUUUAGGUUAGAGAUAUAUAUCCUCCCAGAUCCAAAAAAAGGAAUGUAACCAUAUUUUUUGCUGUUUAUUUAACUACGCAAAUGGUGUUUGUGAACACAAAAUAGUUUACUUUGAUACCCAUUCUUACAUUUCAGCCGUCUUACAGUUUCUUUCUGUUGGUCCAGAUCUCAUUGCAAUCAGGGGACUUGAGGCCAAAAAAUACUUAGCAGUAGACAGCGAAGGAAAAAUAUUUACUACGGUGAGAUUAUUGAGUUUAUAUUUUAAUAGAAUCGAAUAGACCAUUUUACAGUUGUGGGCUUAGUGCCCUAGCCUUUGACUGGACACGAGGCUGAGGUUGACCUUGUUUUCAUACAAGCCUCUUUCCUUUUCUUAUAGAAAUUUUGCUGGAAAAAUACUAUUUAUUAUAAGAACAACAUGAUUUACAUAAUAAAGCAGGAAGCAGGAGGGGUUGUAUCAAAAAAGGUCAACUCCAUCCUAGUUUUCUCAUGUAUCUGUAAAAUGGGAUAUUAUCCCUCGCCUUUUCAGUUUGUGUAUUUCCCCAACUCUGGGGGUCCUGAGUACAGGACAAAUUAUUUCCUUCUUCAACUUUGAUAGGUUAUCUUUGAAGACCCUUAAGCCUGCCCUAUAUGGCAUGAAUAACUUUAUUAUAGCUUCAGUUAGAAGAGGAAAAGUAUCUACCCGCAAGUAGCAGCUGCUUUUCGAAGCGGGUAGUUAGAACAAGAUAUAUGGUACCAAACAAAAGAGAUAAAAUAAAGUUACACUUACAUACUGUGCCACUUACGAGCCAACUUACGCGCGUCCGACCUCAUCGAACGAAUUCAGUUCGUCAAUACCCACUUCCACAUAAUUUAAUACAUGAAAAAAAUAACAUCCUUCCUUGAACAUAAGUUCACGACGAGACGCUGUGUUAUCAUAAAGAUCGCGCUUUCAUUAACUUUUGAUCCUGAAAAGGGAUUUGUCCGGCACAGAUUUGAGCUCAUAUUCAGCCUCUAGAAAUAUGAGCAACAUUUCAGAAUCAUUAAUUACUGAACCAUCAGUUCAAACCAUGACAUCAAUUUAAUAUAUCUUGUUAAAAGCUGGUUUUCACUAGCGACGGAGUCGGAGUCUUAGUUGUAAUCACAAGCGUGGAAUUUUACGGUCUAAAGAAAACAGCGUUCUGAUUCCGCUUACGAAUCCUUCGUUUAUGAUCAAGUGAAAACUAGGUUGUCGGAGUCGCAAGCAGAAGCGGAAGAACUAAGCCAAUCACAACGCGUACGCCGGGAACGUGCAUUGUGAUUGGUUUAUCCUUCCUCUUCUGCUUUCGACUCCGACAAUCUGGUUUUCAAUGAAUCGUAAACGACAGAGUCAGAAGUGGAGUCUGAAGAAAAGGGAAACGCUCCAAUUCUUCCGACUCUGAUUCCAUCUCGCUUAUGACUCAGCUUAUUACGAUUUUUGAUAUUCACAAGGUCAUAAGCACUCGUACGACUCAACUUACGAUUCCAUAGUGAAAACUAGUCUUACUUAACAUAUUAUGUUUGAUUUACAUCCCAAGGACGCUGAAAGGAAAGAAUGUGUAUUCCGUGAGUUUUUUGGUAAGAACUUUUACAACAUUUUCCGCACAUGUCAUUCAGACACCGAUGGUAAAGGAUGGUACUUGUCGAUAGAUGAACACGGAAAAGUGAGUGCUGUGAAAGUGGCUUAUAGCGACGACCCUCGACUUCACUUUAUCGUAAAAACAGUUACGGACUGUAAAGAUGCGGAUAAAGGAAAUAAGCGCACAUCUAAUACAACAAAUAACAGCAGUCAUACAAGGCAGGACAAGAAAACCAGGAAGGACUUUGGACUUCCUUCGUCCGAAGUCGUGUGGAUCAUGUAUCCCUGCCAGCUUGACGACGGCGUGUCAGAUUUCGUGUCAAGUACGCCCAGCCCCCCGAGUUCCUCGUGCGUUUCUGGCAGUUCGGCAUCCACUGGGGAGUGGACUGGGUCUGGUGAUAAUGCCUCAACCUCAGUCUAAACACUCAGAGCAAUUCAACAAAAAU
Messenger RNA from Porites lobata, 2957 nucleotides. The record is from the annotation of a GenBank genome assembly. NCBI's taxonomy places the organism in Eukaryota, Metazoa, Cnidaria, Anthozoa, Scleractinia, Poritidae.